Lasiodiplodia theobromae is the source of this 288-nucleotide messenger RNA. Its product is annotated as Dynein light chain type protein. Gene Ontology annotation, biological process: microtubule-based process; cilium assembly. Gene Ontology annotation, cellular component: cytoplasmic dynein complex. Lineage: Eukaryota; Fungi; Ascomycota; Dothideomycetes; Botryosphaeriales; Botryosphaeriaceae. Gene Ontology annotation, molecular function: dynein light intermediate chain binding; dynein intermediate chain binding. Bases 1 to 288 code for a protein of 95 amino acids. The record is from RefSeq and is a predicted model, not a curated record. The transcript is spliced from 7 exons.
AUGGCCAACGAGAAGAACCCCGAGAAGCUGGAGGCCCAGGUCAAGUCUGCGGACAUGACUCUUGACAUGCAAGAGCAGGCUAUCGAGGUCGCAACCGAGGCUAUGCAAAAGUUCAACAUCGAGAAGGACAUUGCCCAGUACAUUAAGAAGGAGUUCGACGACAAGCGAGGAGCCACUUGGCACUGCAUCGUGGGCAGGAAUUUCGGAAGCUUCGUUACGCAUGAAACGAAGCACUUCAUUUACUUCUACUUGGGGCACUGCGCCAUCUUGCUCUUCAAGACGCAGUAG